AUGGCGAGAACAAGAGGAGGGAAAGAAGCAAAAUCCUACACGCUUCCACCAUCACCAUCUCAUUCAUCGUCAUCAUCUUCCUCCUCAGAUUUCGAGUUCACCAUCUCCAUCUCACCCCGCAAAUCAUUCUCCCCCGCCGAUGAACUCUUCUACAAGGGCCGACUCCUCCCUCUCCACCUCUCUCCCCGCAUCUCCAUGGUCCGCAAUCUCCUCCUCUCCUCCUCCACCUCCACCUCCACCACCACCUCCUCCGCCGCUCGCGACUCCACCGAUUCACAAUCUUCCUUCACCAGCGACCUCGCUCUAUUCCCUGACUGCGAUGACUCCUUUCGUCCCAGCUCCGUAACAGUAACAGAGGAUGACGACUUCAAGCGCCUUCACAACAAGAAGACCACCACCAACCACUUCUCCUUCUCAAGAUUCUCCUCUGUUUUCCGCAAACAUAACCCCAAGACCCCCCACCCAGAAAGCGUUUCUGGGUCCUCGGUGAAGCGCAUGAGCAACACUGUCAAAGAGGUUAUCAGGAAGUAUACGAAGAAGGUGAAGCCAUUGUACGAGAAGCUGUCACUCAAACAGAAGCAACAAGAACAACAGAGAACAGUGCCGUCUCUGUUCACCAAAACAGAGAUAUCCACGAAGGAAAUUAAUGAGAGGAAAGAAACAAAGAGUGUGAUUUCUCAUUCUUUCUCGGGAAACUUGAGAUACCCUCUCCGUAGGAAAAGCGUCGUUUCUAGCCGUCCUUCAUCGACGAGAUCAUCGCCGAGCCACUCCGGUAUGCUUUCCGGUAGGAUAUUAUCCGGUGACACUCCGACGGUGGAAGAGAUGAAUAAUGCAAUACAAGGAGCAAUCACACAUUGCAAGAACUCUUUCAUUCAAAAACAAACCACAUUGGUUGGUAAU
Molecule: messenger RNA, 900 nt
Organism: Gastrolobium bilobum
Lineage: Eukaryota; Viridiplantae; Streptophyta; Magnoliopsida; Fabales; Fabaceae
Product: probable membrane-associated kinase regulator 1
Exons: 2
Cellular component (GO): plasma membrane
Molecular function (GO): kinase inhibitor activity
Source: RefSeq, a predicted model, not a curated record